AGUAAAUAAAACAACAAUGAGGGUAGAAGAGGAAACAAAUAUCGAAAGAUAGGUUUAACUUAGGCAUACCACUUUAAGUGGGUGGCAAUCGGACAAAAGUCCUUGCAACGGUCACUUUUUGAGCUUUUAAGUCUUCUCUCUUUUGCUUGAGAAACUGGAAAUAGACAAACUCAAAAGCUUUGAAGGAAACAGCACCCAGACAAAAAAAGAGUUAGAGCAAAGAUUAAAAAUGCAAAACCCAACCAUGAAUGAGCAAGAAGAGCAAGAGAGUCUUAUAAUUGCUACAGCGAGAGUGGUGGAGUAUUUGGAGCCAUUGAUGUCAAGAGAGCUGCUUUGCAAGUUCCCAGACAACUCUGCCUUUGAUUUCGACUACACCCAAAGCUCGCUUUGGUCUCCUUUGGUCCCUCGUGCUUACAGCCCUGAAGAUUUGGCUUUUGAUCCGAUUACACCUAGGAAGCUCGCUUUUGAGUUUGGGUUUGGGUUGGAGUUGGCGAAAAGCAAGAAUAGUGGCAAGAAAUCCAUACCCAACAUCAAGAAGAAGAUAGGCACCGCUGUACUUAACAUCAAUCUUUUGAGGAACAAAAACAAGAAAAGGAAGAAAAGGACUUCUGAGUUUUCUCCAACUCCUAUCAAGGGCAGCUGUGCCUCCAUUAUUACUAAGGGGUGGAGUCAGAUGCUGAAGGCUUCCUCGAAGCAUUUCAAGAGAAAGAAGAAAGACUCAACGGUCCACCACGUGAAGCUUCCCAACUAUUUGAUGAGGGAUUCAAACAUUUGAAGACCAUCAAGUUAUGUUAUUCAUUUUUUAAGUUUAGAUAAAUCAUGCAUAUAUUCCGGCAUGCAUUCUUAUUCGCCUCAUUCUUUUCAAUUCUAAAACAAAGGCAACAUUUUGAAGACAUGAGUAAUUUCAAGCAUGUAAUCGGUUGUCAUUUGCUUUACUUCAGUACUUUUGUUAUGCUUUAUACCUUUCAAUUGGUUUUAGUUCAGAAGAAGCCCUGGACAAUUGAUUAUUUCUGACUUUCUUCAAU
This is a messenger RNA of Theobroma cacao (cacao), 1025 nucleotides long. RefSeq lists its product as uncharacterized. Lineage: Eukaryota; Viridiplantae; Streptophyta; Magnoliopsida; Malvales; Malvaceae. The record is from RefSeq and is a predicted model, not a curated record.